AUGACUCGUCAGUCAGGCAACACUACAAUAGGAUGUCCUACUAUUUUGGAACAACAAACUGAAACAAUAAAUGUUACAUUCAUUCAAACUGAUGUGGUAACUGAUUAUGUAACCCAAACUUUUGAAACAACUAUCGUCGAAACGGUGUCACAUACAGUUCCUACAACCCUCCUUUCAACACAACAAUUGACCGUAACAACAACACAACAGUUGGUUACAACACAUGCGACAACAAUAACGCCAAGUUACACUGUAACGACUGUAAUACAGCCGACCACUGUUAUACUUGAUGGUACUACAAUAGUAUCAACCAUUACGAACAUUGACACCACUACCAUUUUAUCAACGCACCACAUUACUGUUACUACUACAGAACUACUAGGAACGCAGGUCGUGGAAUUUAUAACUAUAACACCGUCACAAGUUGUUUCUACUGUUUUACAACCAACUACAGUUACAUUGGCUGCUCUAACGGUUCUCGUAACCAUAACGGAGACACCUUCACCAAUUGUGUGUCCGAUUCCAACAACUCUGACGUAUAGCGUGCCUUGUACGAUCAAAAAUAUCUCGUCGGUCGAUGCUACUAUAUGCGUAGAACAAUCGAGCGUCAUGCAAUCGUCGUUUGGUGCCUUGGGAUUUUUGGAUCCUGAAGGAGUUCUGAGGACAAAUAUUUGCCAUGAUGUGAUUGUGGUAACCCCAGAUGAAUCAGCCACAGAAAGAGCUGUUUCUAGUAUUGUCAAUGCACUUACUGUUGAAAAAUCAAAUAUAUCUGCUGUUUCUAAUAAAAAGAUCAGUGCCCCGGAUUACAGACCUAGUUCAACAGCAAUAGGCUACAUUGGCAUCAUUCUUUUUUCAUUACCGUUUGUAUUUCUAUUAGCAAUGGAUGGGGUAACUCUUUUAGCAAGAGUUCAACGGUUUGGUUUGAUCCCUCGACAGAAGUAG
Lottia gigantea (owl limpet) is the source of this 942-nucleotide messenger RNA. RefSeq lists its product as hypothetical. Bases 1 to 942 code for a protein of 313 amino acids. The record is from RefSeq and is a predicted model, not a curated record. Lineage: Eukaryota; Metazoa; Mollusca; Gastropoda; Lottiidae. The transcript has 2 exons.